Yamadazyma jaroonii is the source of this 1839-nucleotide messenger RNA. NCBI's taxonomy places the organism in Eukaryota, Fungi, Ascomycota, Pichiomycetes, Serinales, Debaryomycetaceae. The record is from the annotation of a GenBank genome assembly.
AUGGUUGCAAGAAAUCUUCGUUUUUUAAUCGCUUUAGUUGCGUUAAUCGCCAUCGUUGGGAUUAUUGCCACUUCCCAUUCGGAUAUCUCAAAUCAAAUCAAGAAAGUUCAAGAAAAGGCCGGAGAUUCUAUACCAUUUUCUGAUGAAGAAUCCAAUUCCAAGGAAAAUACUUUCCAAGGUAAACCUUACAAGGGAUCUGAAGCUCCUUACUCUUCUGAUAAAGUUACUGGUGCUGGAAAAGCUGAAGAUAAAGUUGAAGGUGCUAAAGGUGAUGUGAAGAAGCCUGAUGAAGGUAAAUAUGCUAUCAAACCAUCAACUGGUAGUGCUAGUGUUGGUAAAGAUGGUAAACCAAUUAUUGUUGCAGACACCACUGACAGUGAAAAAUCCCAUGCUGACAAGAACAAACCUGGCUCAAGUGAUAAUGAAUUAAAGGCUGACACCAAAGCUUUAGAAGAAGAAGUCACAGGUAAGAAAACCAGUUCUAAAGGAGCUAAUUGUGAUGAAAGAAAUUACGUUGUAAUGAUCGAUGCAGGUUCUACUGGUUCAAGAGUCCAUGUUUAUGAAUUCAACACUUGUCAAAGUCCACCAGUUUUGAUUAAAGAAACUUUUGAAAUGUUGAAACCUGGGUUAUCAUCCUUUGAUACCGAUACUAUUGGUGCUGCCAAAUCUUUAGAUCCAUUAUUGCAAGUAGCUUUAGAAGCUGUUCCAAAAGAUAAACAAGGAUGUACACCUGUUGCUGUUAAAGCUACUGCUGGCUUAAGAUUAUUAGGAGAAGAAAAAUCCGGUAAUAUCUUGAAAGAAGUUAGAAACCAUUUACAAAAUGAUUUCCCAUUCGCUGUAGUAGAUGGUGAUGGUAUUUCUAUCAUGGAAGGUAAAGAUGAAGGUGUUUAUGCUUGGAUCACUACCAAUUACUUAUUAGGUAAUAUUGGAUCCUCAGAAAAGACCCCAACUGCAGCUGUCUUCGACUUAGGUGGAGGUUCAACUCAAAUUGUUUUCGAACCUGAUUUCACCCAUGAUGAAACUAUGGUUAAUGGUGAUCACAAAUAUAAGUUAAAUUUCGGUAACAGGGAAUUCAUUUUAUAUCAAUACUCCCAUUUAGGUUAUGGUUUAAUGCAAGGUAGAAAUAAGGUUAAUUCAUUGAUUGUUGAAUCUGCUUUAAAGAAAAACACUGAAUUAGCCAACAGUAAAAAAGCAAACAAAAAGGAUUUGAAAGGGGCUAAAGCUACCAUUACUUUAAGUAAUCCAUGUAUUCCACCAGGGGUUGUUGCUGAAGAUGUUGAAGUUGAAUUAAACAAUAACGAAUUCUAUUUAGUUAACAUGAAAGGACCAUCAAAGGAAAAUGGUGUUCAUUCAGGUGCUCAAUGUAGAUUCUUAGCCGAAAAAGUCUUGAAUAAAGAAACUGAAUGUACUGAAAAACCAUGUUCUUUCAAUGGUAUUUAUCAACCAUCAUUAACUAAAUCAUUCAAAAAAUCUAAUGAUAUGUUUGUUUUCUCAUACUUUUAUGAUAGAACUAAUCCAUUAGGAUUCCCAAAUUCUUUCACUGUUGAAGAAUUAAGUGAAUUAGCUAAAUUAGUAUGUGGAGGUGAAACUUUCUGGGCAGAUGUUUUAUUAGAUGAUCACGUUGAUACUUUAACUAAAGAACCUCAAUGGUGUUUAGAUUUAUCAUUUAUUACUGCCAUGUUACAUACUGGUUAUGAUAUCCCAUUACAAAGAGAAUUAAGAACUGCUAAGACCAUCAAUGAUAAUGAAUUAGGUUGGUGUUUAGGUGCUUCAUUACCUUUAUUAGAUAAAUCCUCUGGUUGGACUUGUAGAGUUAAAGAAGUUUCAAAAGAUGCUUAA